CUCCGUCCUAUGCAUUGCAGUAAGAUGAGAUAAGGGAUGAUAUUAAAGUCAUAUAAAAGCCAGAAGAAACAACUAUAAAAAUGUAACUUUGUAUGACUUGUAUCGUAAUAAUAUUGUUUCGUGUUUUUCUUUAUUAUAUUAUUAAUCUGUCCUGAUACAACUACAAUUAUAAAACGCAUGCAUGUUGCCUAGUUAUCUUUUUGUGCAUUUUAUUAAAUGUCUAUAUUAUUAUAUGUGGUAUUCUUUGCCUUUUGAAUAUCUGGUCAACAUGUGGAGGCAAAAGCUCGAGACUGUCCAGCCUUUGACACGCGUUAUCACUUAAGGAAAUGUAACCAAGGUUAUAUUAUUAUUGUUCGUUUUAUUUUCAAUUGUAAUACUAUAGUUUGACAGCAAAUAAUAAUAAAUAAACGUAUGGUUAUGCUUUACUACCAAUAAAAACCAAAAUCCCGUGGUUAGGGGAUUGUGUGAAAAUAAAAGCCUAGAAAUCUCCAAAACAUACGCAAAAACAAAAACGUAGUGACAGCUCUCUUAACCAACCAAACAAACAACAAAAUAAUUAUAUUUUCAUAAGAAACUAUUCACCUAUUAUAUAAUUCCCAUUGAAGAGAGGGUGUGGAUGUAGCUUCACAAAGCAGGCCAUAAUCAACUGUACACCGGACAAGAAUGAAUGGCGUGUAUUGGCUUAAGACCAAACAGUCUCAAUGAGACAGGGACACAUAUUGGUGAGAAGUAACCAAAAUGAAUAAAAGUGAAUUAUUGCGAGUUUUUUGUUUUUGGGAUCGAUAUUCCUUGUUUUCAGUUAGGCUACGUUUGUCAAAAAGUCAUGGAAACUUUGGCUCCUGAUGCCCUGCUAAUAAUGACUUGUGCCUGUGUGGUAAGAAGUGGGAGGGGCUUCGGAGAAACUUUUGUAGCUUUUGAGGCGUGCACUUUAUUGAUUCUUGUCUAAAAUUGAGAGUGAAGGUGAAUCUGCGCGAGCUGCUCGCAUAAUGGUGCUUUCCGGGACGUGCGAUGAUUUUUCCUGAAGAUUUUUCGUGAUUGAGGCAAUUCAAGGCUCCUCUUUUUCAUCUGUUAUUUGGGAAGAAGAAUGGAUUGCCCGUGCGCGCGCUCCCAUCAUGACAAGAACAGAGCGGAGAGCGCGCGCGACAGACAGAAUAUCACCGUUUCAAUAGCAAUGUUGUUUUUGGGAACGCUUCUUCCGUGCGCGCUCGCGGCACACUUGGCCGUCAUAUCCCCCCAGGAUACGGUGCUUCGCAUUGGCUCGAGUUUGACAGCGGUGUGCACGGUUAGCGCCGAGCUGGAAAUAACAGCUAGAUCUUUGUACUGGACGCUGAACGGGAGACGCUUAGCUAGAAACACGUACAGGGUGCUGAGCCCGACCGAAUCGAGGGUCACGCUACAUCAACUCAAUGGUUCAUUGCAGCAGUCGGGGGACAACCUGGUUUGUCACCGUGGAAAUGGAGAAGUUUUGGCUGGAUCUUGCAUUUAUGUUGGUUUGCCUCCAGAGAGACCCGUCAACCUGACAUGCUGGUCACGAAACACAAAGGACCUCAGCUGCAGAUGGACUCCAGGGAGUCGAGAAGAGACGUUCAUCAAUACCAAAUACAUCCUCAAGUACAAACUAAAGUGGUACGGCAAAGAAAAGGAUUGCGAGGAAAACACGGGGCAGCCGUAUACGUGUUACAUUCCAAGAGAUUUGGCCAUUUUUACACCAUAUGAGAUCUGGGUGGAAGCGUCCAAUCAGCUUGGCUCUGCUACAUCUGAUGUCACCACUUUGGACAUAUUAGACGUGGUAACUACAGAUCCACCCUCUGAUGUUUACGUGAGUCGUGUUGGAGAUCUGGAGGACCAGUUAAGUGUUCGUUGGGAAAGUCCUCCUGCCCUCAAAGAUUACCUGUUUCAAUCCAAGUACCAGAUACGGUAUCGUCUGGAAGAGAGCGAAGAAUGGAAGGUGAUAGAUGAUGCUGGGAACCAGACUUCUUGCCGUUUAGCUGGUCUUAGGGCCGGCACUGUAUAUUUCGUGCAGGUGCGCUGCAGCCCGGUCGGUAUCUACGGCUCAAGGAAGGCCGGCAUCUGGAGCGACUGGAGUCACUCUACGGCCGCGUCCACACCUGGCAUCGACAGAUUAAAUAGUGGUUCCUGCGAUCUGAAGCCCAGUGAGCCGAACUCAACGCUAAGAAAGGAGCUCAAGCAGUUUUUCGGCUGGAUGCGGAAACACUCCUACGGUUGCACGGACGUUAGCAUCAAACUCUACGACCAGUGGCGUGUCUGGCUACAGAAAGCCCAAAAAACGCACGACCAGGUUGGUACUACAAAACGGUAAAUCAUAGUGAAACUCUGAAAGGCUCCUGAUGACAUGGAUUUUAUCACUCUCCUGUGCUCGGGAUAUUUCUUUUGGAAGACUUUCUGAAGGAACCCACAAGCAACCCGCAGUUUGGAGACAUGAUCUACUAUUCUCCUCCUGCUGUAGACUCCAACAAAACAGCAGAGGAAGUGCUUUUGUCUCAGAUGUAUUAUUUAUAAGGGCAUUAAAAUACAAAGAAAUAGACUUGGUGUUGUGAGCGCAUAAAAUCUAACCUUAAAAGAGAUUUUUUGCAUAAUUGGGAGCUUUGUGAAGAUUCAUGCAGGCCUACUCUGGAGCAAACACUCGCUGUUGACUUAACAUCCGAAAUAAGGAGCAUCGCUUAAAUAACUUGCUGAAGCUCCAGGAUAUACUGCUUGUAGAUUAUUUUGGAAAAAAAGUGAACUAUGGUCGUGAUUAUGUACAUUGUAAAAUAAGAAAUAACAUUUUAUCUUGCAUAUGUGGCUUAUUGAGUCACUGAUACUAAGAAAUCGCUAUUAUUUUUGGAUCUCUUAAAUGAAUUUGAAUUCUAUUAAAUGUUGACCCAACUAUCCUAACAGCUGUCCAAAUUAAUAAUUUUUAUAUUAAAAAUUCUACUUAUUUGAUAACAUUUUGCUAUUUCCCAGCAUGCAUUGCAACAUGAAUCAAUGAUGCAGUUUAUAUUACUGUUAAAAUAUUACUGCAAUCGACAAUAUAAAACUAUUGCACAUAUGUCUUUAAUCUGCAAAACAAUAUGUCCUUU
Molecule: messenger RNA, 3080 nt
Organism: Triplophysa dalaica
Lineage: Eukaryota; Metazoa; Chordata; Actinopteri; Cypriniformes; Nemacheilidae
Gene: crlf1b
Product: cytokine receptor-like factor 1b
Exons: 8
Coding region: 1085-2320 (411 amino acids)
Biological process (GO): cytokine-mediated signaling pathway
Cellular component (GO): external side of plasma membrane
Molecular function (GO): protein binding; cytokine receptor activity
Source: RefSeq, a predicted model, not a curated record